Salvia splendens (bonfire salvia) is the source of this 1790-nucleotide messenger RNA. Its product is annotated as BTB/POZ domain-containing protein NPY1-like. The record is from RefSeq and is a predicted model, not a curated record. NCBI's taxonomy places the organism in Eukaryota, Viridiplantae, Streptophyta, Magnoliopsida, Lamiales, Lamiaceae. The transcript is spliced from 3 exons. The coding region runs from base 1 to 1647 and encodes 548 amino acids.
AUGAUCACUAGAGACAAGAAAUAUGUGCUAAAUUCUGAUGAAAUCCGCUUGGCUGAUUUCCCCGGUUGCCCUAAUGCAUUCGAAAUAUGUGCUAAAUUCUGUUAUGGCGUGACAGUGACUCUCAACCCCUACAACGUUGUUGCUGCACGCUGUGCAGCAGAGUAUCUUGAAAUGUCUGAGGAUUUCGACAGAGGAAACCUGAUCCUAAAGAUCGACAUAUUCCUCAACUCCAGUGUUCUACGCAACUGGAAAGAUUCCAUCAUCGUCCUACAGACCUCCAAGUCUCUCCUCCCAUGGUCUGAGAAUUUGAAGAUAGUCAGUAGGUGCAUUGAUUCAAUAGCAUCCAAAACCUCCGUGGAUCCUUCACUGGUCACCUGGUCUUACACAUACGACAGAAGACUGGCGACAUCAGACCAAAUCAUCCGCAGUGGGCUGAAGUUAUCUGAGAGGAUGGAGUCUGUCCCUAGAGAUUGGUGGAUCGAAGAUAUCUGUGAGCUGGACAUUGACAUGUACAAGAGAGUCAUGCUCGCGAUAAAAUCCAAAGGUAGAAUGGACGGAGGCAUGAUUGGGAAGGCGUUGAAGGCUUAUGCCAUGAGAUGGCUGCCAGAUUCUGUCGAUGCAGUGGUGUCUGAAGUUCAUAUCAACAGAAACAAAUCUUUAGUCGAAACUAUAAUCUGCUUGCUUACUUCGGAUAAAGGAAUCAGCUGUGCCUGCAGUUUCUUACUGAAACUACUCAAAGUUGCUAUUCUCAUAGAAGCUGAUGAUUCAUCAAGAGAAGAGCUGAUAAAGAACAUCAGUUCAAAACUAGACGAUGCUUCAGUCAGUGAUCUCUUGAUCCCGGCAAGGCCUCCUCAGUCAACCAUCUACGACAUUGAACUUGUUCAACGCCUUGUGGAUUUGUUUGUGGAGAAUGAGAUGAGUAAGAAGGAUAAGACUAUGACUGAGAAGAAUGGGAGUGAUUUUGUUUUAGGGCAUGGAUCUUGGUUAAAAGUUGGGAAGAUCAUAGACAGUUAUCUUGCAUCAGUUGCUUGUGACGUGAAUCUCACCGUGUCCAGUUUCAUCAAGCUGUCCAAGUCAGUUCCUGAGAUGGCUAGACCGAUUCACAACAGAUUGUACGGUGCCAUUGACAUCUUUCUGAAGGAGCAUAGUGGAAUAAAAAAAUCUGAGAAGAAGAGCUUGUGUGGGCUAAUGGAUGUGAAGAAAUUGACGACGGACGCCACCAUGCAUGCGGCUCAGAACGAGCAGCUACCACUUCGCGUUGUGGUGCAAGUUCUGUUCUUCGAGCAGGCAAGGGCAGCAGCGGCUACUCACGCCUUCAGCAACAGCAACGAGGUGCAAACGGUGCCUACAAACUGCAAAUCCCUGAGCAAUCAGAUGGAUGAGCUGAAAGUGAAAGAAGAGGAAUCAGUGAAAAAUGGAAAGCUUGUCAAGAGAGGUAGCAAGAACAGAGUAUCUGGCGCGCAGCUGCUGCCAUCACGUUCGAGGAGAAUAUUUGAAAGGCUGUGGAUUGCGGGGAAAGGGCUGCCCAACGGAGAUAACAAGAGCCCCGAAACUUCGGGGAGUUCUCAGAGCCCGACUUCUAUGAUCAGAGGAGAAACAAAGUCGUCUGGCUUGUCAAAGAGGCAUCGGAGGCACUCGAUUUCUUGAUGUAAGUGUAAAGUGGAAGUAUGUAGGAAAGAUAAUCUUGUUGGUGUUGCUUUUCAUCUCUUGCACAUCAUUGUAUUUGUAUCAAUCGGUUGAAUUCUUGUAUAUCUAUUUCUCAUUUAGUUCACAAGGAUUUCAUAUGGAAA